Messenger RNA from Colossoma macropomum (tambaqui), 6741 nucleotides. RefSeq names its product collagen, type IV, alpha 2 (gene col4a2). The transcript has 48 exons. Gene Ontology annotation, molecular function: extracellular matrix structural constituent. The record is from RefSeq and is a predicted model, not a curated record. The coding region runs from base 201 to 5222 and encodes 1673 amino acids. Lineage: Eukaryota; Metazoa; Chordata; Actinopteri; Characiformes; Serrasalmidae. Gene Ontology annotation, cellular component: collagen trimer.
CACUCUCUUUUCAACGUUGCCCAGAGAAAGUUUCUCCAAAGUGUAAGAGGCGAGAGAUGAGCCUUCUCCUGUAAAAUAAGCGCGGGAAUUCUGCAUGCGCGAGCGCACCGCGUCCGAGUUGAGGGGAGCGCGUGAGUCUGAGGCUGUGCAUAGUGGCAAUGCUGUAGCGGUGCUGCGGGGUGGACGACAGGCGAGAGAGAAUGAAAUUUGAAGUGCGGAUGGAGGGCGUGAUGAAAACUCUGAGGUUUCUGCUUUUUUGUCUCACUGUCCUCCUACUGACGUCAGAAGUUAACGCAGGUGGUAAGAAGUACACCGGGCCAUGUGGUGGCCGAGACUGCAGUGGCGGGUGUCAGUGUUAUCCUGAGAAAGGCGCCAGGGGUCACCCAGGCCCACUUGGUCCUAUAGGUCCUCCAGGACCUCCAGGACGUCAGGGCGAGCCUGGUCUCCCAGGUUCUAAAGGAGAGAAAGGUGACAGGGGCAAGGGAGGCAACGCAGGCCCGAAAGGAUCACUGGGAAUGACAGGAGUUCCAGGAUUUUUAGGAUCUGAUGGUAUUCCAGGUCACCCAGGACAGGCAGGCUCUCGAGGAAAACCUGGUGCUGAUGGCUGUAAAGGAGCAGAUGGAGAUGAUGGAAUACCAGGACUGCGAGGAUCUGAUGGUGCACCAGGAUACCCAGGUCAGCCAGGAAGGAAGGGUGAGAAGGGGGACCCUCUGGAAAUAUCGGUUUACAUGGAGAGAUUUCGGGGAGAUCCAGGGUCACCAGGAUAUCCAGGAGUCACUGGCGUUCCUGGAAGGCCAGGCUAUCAAGGACGGCCAGGUCCUCAAGGUCCUCGGGGUCCACAAGGUGAUCACGGACCUCCAGGUCCACCGGGUGAAGACCCUGUAAUCCUGAAGGGAGAAAAAGGAGCACAGGGCGAAACUGGAGCGCCAGGACCACCAGGGAACUCAACAGGACCACUCACACUGCCCACCCAGGGCAGCAAAGGUGAGAAAGGUGUGAAAGGUGAACGAGGAGACUGGGAUAUAUAUGCAUACACCAAAGGAGAGCAAGGCAUUACAGGCUUUCCAGGGUCACGGGGAGAACCAGGAAGAAAUGGAAGGCCAGGAGCAAAGGGUGACAGGGGGUACCCAGGCUUUCCAGGACAGACAGGGCGCAAGGGGGAGCCAGGAGACGCAGGAGAACUGAUCUAUACAUCUGGUACCUUUGGAGUUGGUCCUCCAGGCCCUCAAGGAGAACAUGGGCCACCAGGAGAUAUUGGCCCUCCAGGGCCUAAAGGAGCACCAGGCCCCCAGGGGCGUGAUGUUGUGGACCAGCAAAUAGAGAUAUUUGGCCCUUUCGGACCCAAGGGCAUAAAGGGACAGAAGGGUGAGGCUGGAGAACCUGGGAUCCCAGCUACACGCCCUGGUCCUCGAGGCUUUGACGGACAAUCAGGACCACCUGGGCCACCUGGACCCAAGGGAUCAUGGCAGGAACAUUUCAGAGGUCCUGAAGGACCACGUGGACGUCCAGGAAAUGCAGGAGCCAAAGGGGAGAAAGGUGACCAUGGUCCGUGUGAAUGCAGAGCCCAGACCUCUCCUCCUGGAUCUCCGGGUUUACCUGGCAGUCUUGGUGACGAUGGCAUGGUAGGAGAGUGGGGUCAGCAGGGAGAUCAAGGAGAGCCAGGACCCAGAGGAAACCCUGGAUUGCCUGGCUUUCCAGGUGCUACAGGGUCUCCUGGACCGAAGGGACUUAAAGGAGUACGCGUGGAGGUUACAGAGAAAGGACCGCCUGGAGAUGAAGGAGACCCGGGCAUAUCAGGUGAGCAAGGGGAGCCUGGCCAGACUGGACGUAAUGGGAUAGAUGGUGUCCCUGGAUUUGCUGGUCCACCUGGAGAGGGUCCAGUUGGAGAGCCUGGAGAGAAGGGCUACGCAGGCAGGCCGGGUUUGCCAGGCUUUGCCGGGCCUGCAGGAAGACCAGGUCCAGUGUUUGGAACAGCCAAGGGUGUAAGAGGUUCUCCUGGAGAUCCAGGGAUUAGUGGUUAUGAUGGAACUCCAGGCCUACCUGGUAUUCCAGGAAGCUGUAGUCCAAGCGGAGACGAAGGCCAGUGGAAUACAGCAGGAAGUGGCAACGGGGAGUGUGAGGCACUACCAGGACCCCCAGGAGAGAGAGGACCCCCAGGACCCCCUGGAUUGCCAGGAUUUCUAGGUGUACCUGGUCCUAAAGGGUUUGCAGGACCUAGUGGAGGAGUGGGACUUAAGGGAGAGCAAGGAGACCAGGGCAGAGGAGGACCACCUGGAGCAAUGGGUUUCAUUGGACCUCGUGGAGACUUGGGCAGUCCUGGUUCUAAAGGUCCAGAGGGGAAUCUUGGUCCUUCCGGUAGGCCAGGCUUAGAUGGUGAGCCAGGGCUUAAGGGUCCUGAAGGUAAGGCUCUAGAAGGUUCUUCUGGACCCACAGGAGACCCAGGGUUACCCGGACAGCAAGGCAACAGAGGACCCUCUGGAGAUCGUGGCACAAGUGGAUAUCCAGGAAUGGAGGGAAUGCCUGGGAUGAUUGGCUUCAAGGGUGAAGUAGGUCCUGCAGGCUUACAAGGAGAGUUAGGAAAACCUGGACCACCAGGAAUAUUUGGCUACCCUGGGGUACCCGGACAAGCAGGACCCCCAGGACCUCCAGGCAACAUAGGGCAACAAGGUCUCAGUGGAGAAACUGGUGAUCGUGGGGACAGUGGUCCCCCUAGCUCUUUAGGACUGAAGGGUAUUAGUGGAGAGCCUGGAAGUGAUGCUGGACUAGGUGAACUUGGGCUUCAGGGAGAUCCAGGACAACCUGGCCAUGUUGGUCGGCCUGGUCUUUCUGGACUUAAAGGUUUGAGAGGCUCUCAGGGCAUGACAGGCUUUCCAGGAAUGCCUGGGAAUCCUGGUCUGAAGGGCAUCACCGGACAAAAAGGGGACCUUGGCUUUCCAGGCGUAAGAGGAGAAAAAGGAUUCAGUGGCCACAAGGGGAUAAAAGGUGAACCAGGGCUUAUUGGCCCUCCAGGCGAACCACCAUCCAUUAAAAUGGAACAUAUGAAAGAGACCAUGAAAGGCACAAAAGGUGACCAUGGAAAAGAAGGAGAUCCAGGUUUCACUGGGCCGCGAGGUUCUAAAGGUUACCCGGGGGUUCCAGGAGAAGAGGGGCAUCAUGGAUUACCUGGAGAACCCAGCCAUGAUAAGGGUGUACAAGGAUCUCCUGGAGCUCAGGGACUACCUGGGCAAAAGGGGAUGCCGGGAACUACAGGAACUCCAGGAAUUCCUGGUUUUCCUGGAAUGAGUGGACCCCGGGGGGAGAAAGGUUCACCUGGUGCAUAUGGAGCAACAGGAGAUUCUGGACUCAAGGGGAUCAAAGGUGACCAGGGUGAUACCAUAGACCUCCCUGGACCCACAGGACCAAGAGGGGAAUCUGGUCUUACUGGACCUUCAGGGCAUAAGGGUUUUCCAGGUGGGCCUGGAGAAAGAGGAAGUUCUGGUUUUGAUGGCAUUGAAGGAAUGAAAGGGUAUCAAGGUGAACCUGGACUGGAAGGGGCACCAGGUUUUAAAGGGCUACAGGGUUUUCCAGGAAACCAGGGUACUAAGGGUUGGGCAGGAGUGCCGGGAGAGGCAGGGGGCAGUGGUAAACCAGGCCAUCCUGGACAAAAAGGCUUUCCUGGACUUAAAGGAAUUUUUGGGUUGGAUGGACUUAAAGGUCAAAAAGGUCUUCAAGGCAUUCCAGGUACUGACACCCGGGGGUUACCAGGUGAGCUUGGACCGAAAGGGGAAAAAGGAGAGAUAGGCAUUCCCAGCGCAGAGGUUGGUGUCCCAGGGGUCCAUGGCUUUAAGGGUUCAUCAGGAGAUCCAGGUAAUCAGGGUGAACCAGGUCUUCCAGGUGUUCAAGGGCCUCAAGGGACACAUGGAAUCCCUGGCAGAAAGGGUGUGUCAGGAGAUAGAGGACCACGUGGGCAGAAAGGUCUUCCAGGUUUUCCUGGACCCACUGGUCCUUCAGGUUUUUCAUCUCCAUUUGGACCUAAAGGAGAUCGAGGCUUUCCAGGGGAAGUUGGAAUCACAGGACUUAAAGGGGUUCAGGGGGACACAGGAGAGAAAGGACUACCUGGACAGUCUGGAGUGUCAGGAAGAAAAGGUGUAAAAGGACAGCAAGGAAUGAUGGGAUUCCCAGGAAGACCAGGAUUCCAGGGUGAUAGAGGCCCUUCUGGUCCAAAAGGAGACACUGGACCACCGGGCUUUCCUGGUGCCCCUGGUGCUAAGGGGCUGCCUCCAGUUCCUGUGAAGGUACCAGGAGAAAGAGGGCCGCCUGGUCUGCAUGGUAUUCGUGGACCAGAUGGAGUCAGAGGGGAGACAGGCCCGUUUGGACUCCCUGGAGAUCAAGGGUUUUUGGGACCAAAGGGGCAGAAGGGGAUGCCAGGGCUACCUGGAAUACCAGGACAACCAGGUUUUCGUGGAGAUUCCGGAUCAGUGGGCCAUCCAGGCCUCCAGGGAUUAGAAGGGGCCCAUGGGCGUCCUGGUAUUCCAGGUCAUCCGGGUAUGCCAGGGCGAAGUGUCAGUGUUGGAUACCUGCUGGUGAAACACAGUCAGUCUGAGCAGACACCCAUGUGCCCUGUGGGAAUGUCAAAGCUGUGGGAUGGCUACAGUCUGCUUUAUUUUGAAGGGCAAGAGAAAGCUCAUAAUCAGGACCUGGGUCUUGCAGGCUCUUGUCUUCCCCGUUUCAACACCAUGCCGUUCUUGUACUGCAAUCCCGGUGACGUGUGCUACUAUGCCAGUCGCAAUGACAAAUCCUAUUGGCUCUCCACAACUGCCCCUAUUCCCAUGAUGCCUGUGGAGGAGGCAGACAUCAAACCAUACAUAAGCCGCUGUUCAGUGUGCGAAGCUCCAUCUGUGGCUAUAGCUGUGCACAGUCAGGAUAUAACUAUUCCACAGUGCCCUGUAGGCUGGAGAAGCUUGUGGAUUGGCUAUUCUUUCCUUAUGCACACGGCAGCUGGAGACGAGGGAGGUGGUCAGUCACUGGUGUCUCCAGGCUCAUGUCUGGAGGACUUCCGUACAACUCCCUUCAUCGAGUGUAACGGAGCCAAGGGCACCUGCCACUACUUUGCUAACAAGUACAGUUUCUGGCUGACAUCCAUCAACCAGCCCUUCCAGAGUUCCCCUGACUCCGAGACUCUAAAAGCCGGGCAGCUUCUCUCACGCAUCAGCCGCUGCCAGGUCUGCAUGAAGAACCUGUGAUUUGAAACCUAUGAACUCUGACAUGAGGGAGUGAACAUUUCAACAGUGUUAAGGUUGCCUUUCAGGUAACAAAAUUAAGCUUUAUGAUUCACACUGCGAUCAAAUUAUGGUAACUAGGAGAAUCAGGAUUGUUGCAUAAACUUGAAAUAUCAUAAAGAUAGUUUUUUGAUAACUGCACCAAAUCACAUAAAACAUGCAGAGCAAACAUUUACACUGCCAUAAAUGGCCCUCAAAGUCACUCUGUCUUAUUAAAUCCCCUUCUCCACUAUGUGCCUGAGGACUGAAAAAGACAUGUAAAUGUAUUGAGCAUAGAGAAGUCAAAGGAGCAUCAAAAGCAUAGAUAUCAUUUUUGUUUGUGUCUAUUUACUUAUGUUACAUUUGAAAUGGUGCUUGUUUUCCUAACUUAUUACCUCACUUAUUAUCAACUCCAUUCUGUGUAAUUAAUAUUACCAAGAGCAUACAGCAGAACCAAAGACGCCCAUGUUAAUGCACUGUUUCCCUUAUAUGCAUCUUCGUGUGUCACUGUGUGCACCACUGCCACACAAAGUAAAGUGUUAGCCUCCGUAUGACUCCAGACGCUUAACUACUGCACUGGCUAAGACAACUACAUUGACCAUCCACUAGUGAUUAAGCUGCAGCAGUUGUGGCAGCUUAAGUUGGAGCAAUGUAGUGUUUGCUUAACACUUUAAAUAUGCUUUAUCGUCAGGAAAUUAUAACUCUCUAGUUCACUAACAUUGUUCUUCAACUGUAAUUGGUAUUGCAUAGAAAUUGUAUCAAAUUACCUGCACUUAAAAUACAUUAUGUUGGUCCACCAUUUAUGCUAUGCUUCCUCAGCUGUUGCUGAGCACUAUGCAUAUACGUACCUUGGUUACACAGCUCAUUUGCAGACCACUAUUAGAUUUGCUUAAGAAAAGGGUAAUUCAGAACCUUCUUUACAACACUUUGUAAAUUUUGUCUUACUAAACAGAAUAUGGGUCAUAUAUUCAUUCAUUUUGUAUUCUCUAAAUUACACAGAUUGCACUGAUUUCAGUUCUGAGCUUUACAGAAUUGACACUUACAGACAGUUUGACUAUAUUCAUGGCAUAGUCAUUGUUGAUUUGAAUGUGUUUUUUGUUUCAUAGCCAAAGGCACACACUAUUGGCUUGUUUACUGCAGGUAUUUCUUCCAGAAAUCAAAAGAAGAUAUUUCUAAAGAGCAGCCUUUAAAUGAUUAAUAGACCAAAUCAAACAGUGUGCUUGAACACGUACUUUGCUUGGCUAUACUUACCACAUGCCUUACCAAGUUUAAUGUGCCUUUUCUAUCCUUGUUCUGAAAAACCAUGAACAUGUACAAUGAAGUUGAACAAGGUACCAUCACAAUGGAAAUCCCUUUUUGCCAUAUAUUUCAAUAAUACUGUUCAAUUACCCAAGUGCUUUUUUAAAUAAUGUAAUUAUGUGGGAAAUAAUUUUUGAACAUGUUCUGAAUGAUUGUGAAUGUGACCAUAAUUGAGUAACAGCCAAAUAAAUGCUUCCGUUUGUUA